Messenger RNA from Theobroma umbraticum, 1638 nucleotides. Its product is annotated as putative GABA transporter 2. NCBI's taxonomy places the organism in Eukaryota, Viridiplantae, Streptophyta, Magnoliopsida, Malvales, Malvaceae. The record is from RefSeq and is a predicted model, not a curated record.
ACUACCUUAACUCUCAUCCUCCUCCAUCUUUGCCUAACGUGCGCGCUAAGAAUGGCGAAACCUCCGCAACCAGACCUUUUCCCAGAAUCCAGCCUGGAAUCCGAUGCCGGAGCAACCUUCGUUCUUGAAUCAAAAGGGAAGUGGUGGCAUGCGGGGUAUCAUCUAACGACGGCGAUAGUCGGGCCCACAAUUCUGACGCUGCCUUACGCAUUCCGGGGACUGGGGUGGGGCCUCGGCUUAUUCUGUUUGACGGCGUUGGGAUGCGUCACCUUCUACUCUUACUAUCUCAUGUCCAGGGUGCUUGAACACUGCGAAAAAGCUGGUCGCCGCCACAUCCGCUUCCGCGAGCUCGCCGCCGACGUUCUAGGGUCUGGAUGGAUGUUUUAUUUUGUUAUAUUCAUCCAAACUGCUAUCAAUACAGGGGUCGGAAUAGGAGCGAUUUUGCUUGCGGGGCAGUGCCUUAAGAUCAUGUAUGAGAACCUUUCUCCCAAUGGAUCCUUGAGGCUGUAUGAGUUUAUAGCAAUGGUGACAGUGGUGAUGAUAGUUCUCUCUCAGCUUCCAUCCUUCCACUCCCUCAGACAUAUCAAUUUAAUUUCGCUUCUUCUCUGCUUGGGGUACAGUUUCCUUGUGGUUGGUGCUUGCAUUCAUGCAGGUCUAUCCAAAAAUGCCCCCGCUCGGGACUAUUCCUUAGAAUCUUCAAGUUCAGCAAGGGUGUUUAGUGCCUUCACUUCCAUUUCCAUAAUAGCUGCAAUUUUUGGGAACGGGAUACUUCCUGAAAUACAAGCAACUCUGGCUCCGCCUGCUACAGGAAAGAUGGUAAAAGGACUGCUGAUGUGUUACACUGUGGCCUUCUUUACUUUCUAUUCUGCUGCAGUCUCUGGAUACUGGGUGUUCGGCAACAAAUCUAAUUCAAACAUUCUCAAGAGUCUGAUGCCAGAUGAAGCACCUUCCUUGGCCCCAACCAUGCUUCUUGGCCUUGCAGUUUUAUUUGUUCUCCUGCAACUCUUAGCCAUUGGCUUGGUUUAUUCUCAAGUUGCUUAUGAGAUCAUGGAAAAGCAAUCAGCCGAUGUGAAACAAGGGAUGUUUUCCAAAAGGAACCUGAUCCCUAGGCUAAUCCUCCGGUCACUGUAUGUGAUAUUCUGUGGGUUUAUGGCAGCGAUGCUUCCUUUCUUCGGUGAUAUAAGCGGUGUUGUGGGCGCUAUCGGCUUCAUCCCGCUAGAUUUCAUCCUCCCUAUGCUUCUCUACAACAUGACCCAUAAGCCUUCAAGAUUGUCUUUCACCUACUGGCUCAAUUUGUUCAUCAUCAUUGCCUUCACAGGUGUGGGAAUCAUGGGCGCGUUUUCCUCUAUCAGGAAAUUGGUUCUUGAUGCUAACACUUUCAAGCUCUUUAGCAGUGACGUGGUUGACUAAUGACUAAGCAUUAACCAUAUGCAUUAGGUUCAGAAAUUUCACUCUAGGUCAUAGUUAUAAUAACGUAGUAUACGUGAUAUCUACCGUGCAAUAUAUUAUGAUGGACUCUAAAAAUGGUAAAAACUCAUAUAUUGUAUUGUUCUGAUAUUAUAUUGAAACUAUGUUUUACCAUUCACGAUAUGUAUUAAUAUAUUUUUUAUUAAAUUAAUUUUAUUUAAUUAUUAAAAA